This is a messenger RNA of Venturia canescens, 1557 nucleotides long. Its product is annotated as lymphokine-activated killer T-cell-originated protein kinase. The record is from RefSeq and is a predicted model, not a curated record. Gene Ontology annotation, molecular function: ATP binding; protein kinase activity. Lineage: Eukaryota; Metazoa; Arthropoda; Insecta; Hymenoptera; Ichneumonidae. The transcript has 5 exons. Gene Ontology annotation, cellular component: cytoplasm. Bases 197 to 1288 code for a protein of 363 amino acids. Gene Ontology annotation, biological process: protein phosphorylation; signal transduction.
AAGAAGAAAAAAGGCGGGCAAACCGUAAACGGCCUGAUCAGGUGAUACUGUAUUCGUAGCGUGUUUUUUCGUGUAGUUUUCACACAAAACGCCUCAUUCCGGCGUUGUUUUUCACUGAAUUUCAUUCGUUAUACAUAAAGUACCAAAGAAAACCUUAUUAUAUUGUAAUAACGGAAAAUUAGUUCACCUUGAAAAAAUGGCAGAAUUUAAGACACCAACGUCCAAAAAAUUUCGUUCAAGGAUUGAAAAUAAUUCGGAGUACGAGACACCCAUUGUUAUUCCCGCAUCGCCCUAUCUUCAACAAAUCGGCUACGGUUGUGGCGUCAAUGUUUUUACUCUGGAAAGAUCACCAAAGAUCGGACAUGUACGUUCACCAUGGGCUGUCAAGAAAAGGAACAACCGAAUCGCUCACCACGACAAGAAAUACAACGAACGUAUUCGGCUGGAAGCUGAUAUAUUGCGAAAACUGAAUCACCCCAACAUCAUUGGAUUUAGAGCAUUCACCAUAUCACCCACCGGGGAUCCUUGUCUCGUCAUGGAACAGCUGGAUAAUUCAUUGGGUGAUAAGAUAGAAGAAAGGCAGGAAGAAGGAGCAGGACCAUUCCCACCCGGCAAGAUUCUGACUGUGGCUCGUGAAGUUGCCAAUGCAUUGGAGUAUCUUCAUCACGAAGUUCACAUUCUUCACGGCGAUUUGAAGAGUUAUAACAUUUUGUUGUCCCAAGAUUGGAAGUUGGUUAAAGUUUGUGAUUUUGGAGUGUCCGUACCUCUCACUAAAGAUUUACAGAUGAACGACUCGAAGAAGGAUGUCAUGUAUACAGGCACAAAAUGCUGGAAUGCUCCUGAAGUAAUAUUUGAAAAUGGUCCCAUCACUAAUAAAACUGAUAUUUGGUCUUACGGACUUGUCAUUUGGGAAAUGAUAGCCACGGUGCCGCCUCAUUCCGAACAUUUUGAUGGAGAUGAAACUCCCACAUCGUCUAUGGAUAUUUCACUUUUGGAUAGUAGCGACCCCCAAACCAUGGACACCAAAGAAAAUUAUGAUCCCAAUGAUCUCACGGACGAGAGUAUAUCGUUUCUCGAAGAAAAAUCUUUUGGAACAUUUGGUACUCGACCAGCUUUACCAGCAAUACACAUUGGGCCAGAAUACGAUCAAGUGCUCGAAAUAUUUAUUGCUUGUACAGACAGCGAUUACAAGACGAGACCAAGCGCCAAGGGUCUCGUGCAAUUUUUCAAAAAUUACGCAAAGUCCCCUACACCAAGUUCGUCAAAAUCCGCGAAUAAAGAAACGUAGGCAAUUUAGUCUAAGAAGCAUAAUUCAAAACAAAAACAACCUCACGUUUCACAAAUUAAUCACGAAUGAAUUCUUCAGAUUAACAGGAAGAGUUUUCAAUAUUCGAGAAUCCAUUGACGUUUUCAUUUUUAUAAAUAUACAGCUAUAAUCAAUACUAACACUACGAUUAGAACGCUGAUUAUAAUUAUUUUACAUUUCCUCUGAAAAGAAAAACACUGUUAGUCGUGUUACGAAAAAAUGGUAAUAAAAAUCGUUUCCGUACCCUUUUA